Triticum dicoccoides is the source of this 4852-nucleotide messenger RNA. RefSeq names its product KH domain-containing protein At4g18375-like. Bases 162 to 2060 code for a protein of 632 amino acids. Lineage: Eukaryota; Viridiplantae; Streptophyta; Magnoliopsida; Poales; Poaceae. The record is from RefSeq and is a predicted model, not a curated record. The transcript is spliced from 8 exons. Gene Ontology annotation, molecular function: RNA binding.
CCCCCACCCCCUCCCGUCGGCGACUCCCCAAUCCGCCGCCACCGUCGGUCGUCGCCGAUCCCGACCCCGCCCCCCCGGUUCGUACGCCGGCUACUUCCUCGCUCCCUCGCUCCCUCGCCCCGUCGACCGUCGCCGCCGCGACGCCAUUCCGUGAGUAAACCAUGAAGCCUUCUGGUAAGCGUACCAGCCAACACAGGGAUCAUGACAGAGAAGACAGGGAUCAAAAGCGGAGGCCGUCUCACACUCAGGAAACCUCCGGUACGGACGAAUUGGUUGUUUACCGGAUACUUUGUCCAGACAAAGUGAUUGGUAGUGUAAUUGGCAAGGGUGGCAAGGUGAUAAAUUCCAUCCGGCAACAGACGAAUGCCAAAGUCAAGAUUGUCGACCCAUACCCUGGUGCUGACAAAAGGGUUAUUUUGGUAUAUUGUUAUGUCAAGCAUAGAGACGUCAUGAUUAGCGACAUAGAUGCUGCUGCUGAUGAUGAUAGGGAGCCUGUUUGCGCAGCACAAAGUGCAUUACUCAAGGUGCAUGAUGCAAUUGUUGAUGCUCUGGCAAUCACUAGUGACUCUGAUGAUAAAGAAGCCAACAUUCUUGUACCAGCUAGUCAAGCUGCAAGUGUUAUUGGAAAAUCUGGUUCUGUCAUCAAGAGGCUUCGCUCAGUUUCAAAAUCAUUCAUUAAAGUUAAACCAAAAGAUCCAAGUGAUGUUACACAUUCAUGUGCUAUGAGUUUUGAUAAUUUCGUUCAGAUAACUGGGGACGCUAGAGCUGUCAAGAAGGCAUUGUUUGCAGUAUCAACAAUUAUCUACAAAUGUCCAUCAAAAGAGAACAUUUCUCUUGAAACAUCUAUUGACGAACUUCCUCCAACCAUUAUACUUCCUUCAGAGCUUCCAGUUUAUCCGGCUAGCAGCUUAUACUCAGUGUCAGAUGCUUCUGUGUCAUCUGGGCAUCCAAGUCUGUCUAUCUUAGGGGCAAGAAGUCGUGGUUCUCAUGUUCCUGAAUUUACUGUACCCACUGAUGCCCAUGGUGGAUUGCCCAUUUAUCAGUCUAUGGUCCCAGCUAUUCCUACUUAUAACACCCCCAAAUGUUCAGGAGAGCUAUUGGUGCGUGUUGUAUGCCCUGGUGACAAGAUUGGGUUAGUUAUUGGUAAAGGUGGGAUGACCAUAAAGAAUAUAAGGAAAGAAAGUGGUGCAAGCGUAGAUGUUGAUGACGCAAAGAAUGAUAAGGAGGAAAGCAUAAUCACCAUUUCGUCAACUGAGGCCACCAAUGAUGUUAAGUCUGCAGCUGUGGAAGCUGUUCUUCUGCUUCAAGCAAAGAUCAACGAUGAAACUGAAGAUAGAAUGCAUCUCCGCCUUCUUGUUCCGGGUAAUGUCAUUGGCUGCCUUAUCGGCAAGGGUGGUUCAAUCAUUAAUGAUAUGCGGAAUAAGUCUAAGGCAAUUAUCCACAUAUCCAAGGGUACUAAGCCCCGGAAGGCAUCUUCCAAUGAUGAGCUUGUCGAGGUGUUCGGGGAAGUGGACAAACUGCGUGAUGCUCUUGUUCAGAUCGUUCUAAGGCUCCGGGAAGAAGUUCUGAAGGACAGUGUGGGGAGGCAAAAUUCUGGCAAGGAUGGGAAGCUAACUGUUGCCACCACUGAACCCGUGUAUUCAAGCAGCUUUCCGAUGCCAGCAUUAUUACCUUACAGUCAACAAAUCACCCCAUUGCGCCAUGAACAAAGGGGUGAAGCUGAGCGUGGUUUGAAUGUAUUUCCUCGUAGCAGCUUGUAUCAUGGAUACAGCCCCAGGCAGGCUGUAGAUGAUGGAUUUGGAGUACGCUCCUCAUACACUUCAAAGCCUUAUGGAAGACGCGUCCCGGAUAUGGAAAUGUUUAUUCCUUCUAGCGGCCUUUCAAAAGUAAUGGGGAAGCAUGGUACAAACUUGGACAAUAUUAGAAAGAUUUCUGGAGCUGACAUUGAAAUUAUUGAAUCAAAAUCAUCUCGUCAUGAGCAUGUUGCUAACAUAUUUGGCACCCCGGAGCAGAGGCAGUCGGCAGAGAAUUUGAUCAAAGCUUUCAUAAUGUCUACUUAAGGAGGUUCCUGCUGUAGUUUGAAAGGAUAUAUGUGGACCCUUCAGUCAGCUCUAUCGGACUUCUCUUGUCAUCCCGUAGAUCAAAAACUGUGUUCUCCAUCCCUUCAACUCUCCAAUAAACCUCAUGCUUGUCUAUCUUCCUCAGACUCCCAACCAUGGCUAUACUUGUGUGGACUUGUCCGUGUUUAAUCGCAUGUUCAGAUAUUCCCGUCUAAUCUCGAUGACUGCUUCAAUCUCUGCCUAUUCAUAACCAAUUCUUUAUGCUGUCAGCACUGAUUGCUGAUAUGUUCGCCAGUAUGGGAGGGGCACUCUUUGGCCACUUCAGUCAGAACAUGCAGCACACAUUUUUUCAGUGCUGUGCUUGGUGGCAAUACCGUAUUUAGAUAUCCAAGGAGUAUUCUAACACUUCGUUUUUAAGAAAUCUAUUACAUUAUUACCAAUUAGAAUUCUCCUCAUCCUUUUCAUGAUAGACUUAAACAUCAUCGUUCUUAUACUCUUUUGCCCGUACCUUGAUUGAUAAUCUUCAGUCGAACACGUGGCACACGUUUUUUCAUUGUUCUGCAUGGUGGCUACAUCAUCCUUAGAUACCCAAGGACUUCUCUAAUACUUAAUUUUAAGAAAUCUGUUUCAUGGUGACCAAGUAGAAAUUCUUCAUGUUCUUUUGAAAUAGGUGUAGUUAAAAAGUAAUUUUAAGAAAUCUGUUUCAUGGUGACCAAGUAGAAAUUCUUCAUGUUCUUUUGAAAUAGGUGUAGUUAAAAAGUUCAAAAUCUUGAAAGCCCCGCCCAUGAACUUUGGUUGGGUCAUACUCUUCCAUGCUACCCAUGCAGGUUUUCCUUUUUCCUUCUUUACUCCCCCACCAAAACUGUCGAAUAAGUUUAUUAAGAUGCUCACAAAGACCCCUUGGCAACUUAAAGCAAGACAGAGAGAAAACAGGUACCGCCUGAGCAACAGAUUUUACCAACACCUCCUUACAAGCUGUAGAUAACGUUUUCUCAAUCCAUCCCUUCACCUUACUACACAACCUGUCCUUCAAAUUAAAGGCUACAAAUUUUGAAGUACCUAAGUAAUGGCCCUAAAAUUGUGUAUAGUCUGAAAACAGGUUCUGAACUUGACUCUUCCCAAUCAAUCGUCUCAACUAAUCCGGUAAAUUCCUUAGGUGGAUAGGUUUUUAGAUAUGUUUACGUUUUUUGACAUCACAACAUAAGUAAUAUUAUUGCCCUUCUGAAAUAGGUGUUGGUUGAGUAAUGGCCCUAAAUUAUGUAAUCUAGAAAUAGGUUCUUUUCAUGACUCCUCUUCCCAUUCAUUAUCCCAGCUUUUGUGUUCAUUCCUUAGCCAUGUAUGUUUCUAGAUUUGUUACGUCUCUUAGACACCAAACUGUGAAUAGUAGAUAGUUAGUCAUGUCCAUUCUUUGUAAAUAGCAUCUUGUUAUGAGUUGCAACUGCUUGGAUGCUGCAAGUUAUAUUGCGGCUUCUGCUCACGCAUUGCUAUUAGGUGAAUUCGUCAACAAAGAACUUGAGAAUGCUGAGAUUUUAUGGCAGUCAGCUGAUGAUUUCCACCUCUCUUCUCUGUUCCUGUGUGCUCUGUAUGUCAGCGCCGAUAGCUGAUUCUCUCUGUUGCCAGUACGGGGAGGGGCCAUUAUACAUGUUCUUAUCAGUGUUUUUGCAUGAUGACGAUACCAUCCUUAUAGAUAUCUAAGGAGUGGAUACUCCAAUAUAGAGCAAAUCUUUUGAAAUCUGUUUCAUUGUUACCAACUAAAAUUCUUCUCGUCCUUUCGUGAUAAACUUCAAAUUGCCCUUCUUACUCUUUUGCCACUAACAGUAGACCUCAAUCUGAACACGAAGCACACAUUCAAUCUAGUGUUUGCAUAGUGGCAAUACCAUCCUUAGAUAUCUGAGGAGUAUUCCAGUGAUUCAGUUUUAAGAAAUCUUGUUUCUUAUGAGCUGCAACUGCUUGGUGGUACUGCAACAUAACUUGUGGCAGUUGGCUGAUGAUUUUCCCCUUGUUUCUCUAUUCUUGUUUGUUCUGUGUGUCAGCGUUGAUAGCUGAUUCUCUCUGUUGCUUAUACGAGAGGGACCCUUGUAUUCUUUCACCAACUUGCCAUGAUAGUCUUUAAUCACAAUAUGCAAUUCACGUUUUCCCCCAGUGUUUUGCAUGGUGGGAGUAUCAUCCUCAGAUAACUAACUAGUAAAACUUCAAUUUUGAGCAAUCUUUCAAAAUAUGUUUCAUCGUGACCAACAAAAAUUCUUCUCGUCCUUUUAUGAUAAACUUCAACAUGAUUCUUAUUAUACUCUUUUGCCACUCGCCAUGAUUGACAGUACUCAAUCAGAACAGCAGUACAUGUUUUCCCGGUGUUUGCAUCGUGGCAAUACUGUUCUUUGAUAUCCAAGGAGUAUUCUAGUUCUAUAAUUUUAAGAAAUCUGUUUCAGCAUUACUGAGUACAAAAUACUUCUCGUCCUUUUCAAAUAGUUGUAGGUGAGUAAUGGUCCUGAAAUUACCUAUAAUCGUCUGUACCUGACUCCUCUUACCAUUCAUCAUCUUGACUUCUGCUGUCAUUCAUUAACCAUGCACAUUCCUAGAUAUGACUGAUUCUUUGACAUAACAUUGAACAGUAGAUAUUCAUGACAGCUCUUUGUAAAUAAUUAAUUUCUGUUUAUGAGUUUGCAACUGCUCGCAAGAUAACUUGCUGCUACUGUUAAUGCAAUGCUUGUUGCUGAGUUGUGCCUCUUGUAAAUAGAGAACAUGGGUUGCUGAAAAUUUGCGGCAAUCAGCUUGUGAUAGCCCCUUUGUUUGUC